Messenger RNA from Aspergillus versicolor CBS 583.65, 1930 nucleotides. RefSeq names its product ERMES complex subunit MMM1 (gene mmm1). Lineage: Eukaryota; Fungi; Ascomycota; Eurotiomycetes; Eurotiales; Aspergillaceae. Gene Ontology annotation, cellular component: endoplasmic reticulum; ERMES complex. The coding region runs from base 257 to 1693 and encodes 478 amino acids. Gene Ontology annotation, biological process: mitochondrion organization; phospholipid transport. The record is from RefSeq and is a predicted model, not a curated record. The transcript is spliced from 3 exons. Gene Ontology annotation, molecular function: lipid binding.
AUCCAUGAUCAAGCGUCGUGAAGAGUGCAAAAUGCGAGCUUUAUUGGCGGCUGCGAUGUUGUAAGCUGUAAGUUGUUCUGAUGAUCGUCACUGAGCUACUAUUUUACCGAGCUCCGAUUGCUCCUCCGACUUGGCGUCACUCCCGCCACAACUCCUACCUCGUUUUUUGAGGGCCCCUCUCGCCGCCUGGCUUCAUUCAACUACUGAGUACGAGGACGAGUCAUGGGCAUACGGUGACGCUCUACAGCGGCUGACAAUGGCUUUUCAGCAAGGUGAAGUCACGCCUGUACCGGCCCAGUCCUCCUUGUCCUUUACGCAAGGGUUCCUUCUGGGUCAGCUCUCCGUGGUGCUGCUGAUUGGCGCCUUCAUCAAGUUUUUUAUUUUUGGCGAGGCACCGCCGCCGCCAUCCCGUGGCCUUCGGGCUUCGACCCAUCGACGCUCUAAUUCGAUAUUCUCCCAAGAUGCGCCUCCUAGAUCGUUGAGGGAGAAACCCUCUACAUCAAAUGUCCUUCGUCCAGUCCCGUCGUCUGCGACCAAUACGCGAUCGAUCUUGCGAAAAACAUACUAUAGUGCGAUCCCGCCCAACCCGUCGUCGAAACAUGGCAGACACCGGAUACAUCAUUCUUCCCACCAACCCGAGUCUUUGGACUGGUUCAACGUUUUGAUUGCUCAGACAGUGGCGCAGUAUAGGCAGACGGCAUAUCUCCUGAAGGACUCUCGGACAUCCUCCAUCCUACAUUCAUUGAAUGCGGCUUUGAAUAACCCAGAGAAGAAGCCAUCUUUCAUCGAUAAGAUCGCAGUCACGGAUAUUUCACUUGGAGAGGAGUUUCCCAUAUUCAGCAAUUGCCGUAUAAUUGCUGUCGACGACCCAAUGUCCGACGGUGGCAGGCUCCAGGCCUUGAUGGACGUAGAUAUGAGUGACGAUAACCUCUCCAUCGCCGUCGAAACAUCAUUGGUUCUCAACUACCCUAAGCCGUGCUCCGCUAUCCUACCUGUCGCCCUGUCGGUAUCUGUUGUUCGGUUCUCGGGUACACUCUGCAUCUCACUUGUCCCUGCAUCUACCCCACCACUUCAUACACCUUCUCCUAUGCCGUCACCCCCAACAGCAGAGGCACAACAGGGGGAUAACCAUGCCAGAGAACAACCGACUGAUGCACAGGGCGGUGACGUUCCGCCGAAAUCUUCACCAAAGAGCAAUGUUGCGUUCUCUUUCUUACCCGACUAUCGACUGGACCUGUCCGUGCGGUCCCUGAUUGGCUCUCGUAGUAGACUUCAGGAUGUGCCUAAGGUCGCGCAGUUGGUAGAAGCACGGGUCCAUGCCUGGUUUGAAGAGAGGGUCGUCGAGCCUCGAGUGCAAGUUGUGGGGCUCCCGGAUCUCUGGCCGCGCAUGGGUAGGACAGGCGUGCGAACGGGCGACGACUCUGAAACUGGCUCUAAUACAGCUUCUCGAUCAGCAAUAUCGGUCGAUCUGGGCGGACCACUUCGGAGCGAUGAUGGUGAUCAUGAGCCAGAAGCCAUUCGGUUUCGAGGAUUAGGCCCACGGCCACCGAUUCCUUUCGAUGUCGUCUCCCGAACAAGUAGUUACCAAGUUGAAACUGGUGGUGCUCGCAGUCCGAGCUUAACCCGAGAGCAGAGCUUGGGCGACGACUACCACAUGCCUGGGUCCAUGCCCGAUAUGUCUGGCCCUAAUUGAGGUUACGAAUGCUAUGUAUACCAUACAUCACGGAAUAACUAUUUCGAGUACGUGAAAUAAUAAUAAGAAAUAUAGAUUCAUAUUCAUUAUGUCAUGAUUUACAGUUGCUUAACCGAUAUCGUGGUUUAGGCACCAUUAAACAACCCAGAUUUCAACAGCCUCCUAAUUGGCAGCAACAGUAGGGACGUUGUAACUCUCAACAUAUGCCUUACGAUGCUGAUUGCCAUCGAGUUCUGG